AGCCACACCCUCUCAGUGACUGUGAGCAAACACGUAGAAGAGCUCCGAGCUCUUCCGAAUGGAAUACUACAAUAAAUCCUGGAUGUGAUUUUUGUUGCGGUAUUUUUUAAUCCAUUUUUAUCCACUUCGUAACAAGAAAGGCGCGUACGCGGACUAGCCCACACAGGAACUACCUCCACCGUGAUGAGGAUGAUACCCAAGUAGAAGUUCUUCUUUGAAAAGAAAUGGAGAGAUAUGUGUGUGCUACUACUUUCAUUGCGUGUGUUUGCCGUAAAAAACGGAUAACUGCAUGUAGGUUUUUCGUCAAAGUUUGAGUACUAAAAAAUUGUCACCUCUGAAAGUUGUCGUAAAACACUGGACUGAAUGCUGCCUUUCCUGCCAUUCUUCUCUCCACUUCCGGUUGGUGGUGGCCACUGCACUUAAUGGCUAAAAAUACUUUGAAAAAAAGUUUCCAGCUAGCGAGCAAAGCCUAGAAGAACUUUUGUCACUUGGAUGUAUAAUUGUCUUCAACAGGUGCCCUUUGACAGAGCUAAUAAUGUCAUUAUGAGGUUGUUCAAGAUCCUGCAAAAUACAGGCUGUUUAGAUUACAUUGUGCUCUAACCAUGUGUUGGGAAACCACGCACUGCAUGACUGCAAACCACUGCGUUCAGAAUCUGUGCUAAUCCACGGCGCCCCUAAUCUGCCCCCCACCCCUCUACCCCGGACUAUGCUGCAUCAAUUGGAUCCUUUAAACCAGCUGCUGAUUGUCCGUCGCCCUUUUACCGGCGAACAUUUCAUUCAUCCCUGAUGAGCCAACAAGACAGACAGGAAAGGGAGCUAGGUGCAAUAAAGUACUCCUUUGUACUUUAUUUUCAAACCUGUGGGCCUCAGAGUCAAAUCCAGUCCAAGCAACCGCCAUGGAGCCGCUGAAGAACAUAUUCAGCAGAAGCCCGUUGUCCAGCUGGAAGAACUUGGAUCAGUCGCAGAAAGGCAGCUUUGCCAACCCUGUGUGGACGGCCUUGUUCGACUAUGAGGCGUCCUGCAAGGAUGAGCUCACCCUGCGCAAGGGUGACCUGGUGGAGGUCUUAUCGCUGGACUCAGAGAUAUCCGGGGACGAAGGCUGGUGGGCGGGUAAGGUGAACAACAAAGUGGGCAUCUUCCCCUCCAACUAUGGGUCCUUCAAACCCAGCGGCUACGGGAAGCUGCCGGGCAGAGGAGUGGUUGGCGAGCUGGGCGAGUUGGAACCCGAAGUGGUGAACUUCCAUGAGCUCAGCCUGGAGGAGGUCAUAGGGGUGGGCGGGUUCGGUAAGGUGUACCGUGGCACCUGGCGAGGCGGGCUGGUGGCUGUCAAAGCUGCCCGACAAGACCCGGACGAGGACAUCAGCGUGACGGCGCAGAACGUCCGGCAGGAGGCGCGUCUCUUCGCCAUGCUCACCCACCCCAACAUUAUCACCCUGAAAGGUGUCUGCCUGCAGGAACCCAACCUGUGUCUCAUCAUGGAAUAUGCAUCUGGCGGGCCGCUGAGCCGGGCGCUGGCCGGCCGACGCAUCCCGCCUCACAUCCUUGUCAACUGGGCCGUGCAGAUCGCUCGAGGGAUGCUCUACCUGCACAACGAGGCCAUCGUGCCAGUCAUACAUCGAGACCUCAAGUCCAACAACAUCCUUCUGGCACAGCCCAUCGAGAACGAAUGUAUGGAGGGCUUGACGCUGAAGAUCACCGACUUCGGCCUGGCCAGGGAGUGGCACAAAACCACCAAGAUGAGCACAGCUGGCACUUACGCCUGGAUGGCCCCCGAGGUCAUCAAGUCCUCCACCUUCUCAAAGGGCAGCGAUGUCUGGAGUUAUGGUGUUCUACUGUGGGAGCUGCUGACUGGUGAGGCGCCCUACAGAGGCAUCGACGGGCUUGCCGUGGCCUACGGUGUCGCCGUCAACAAGCUCACCUUGCCGAUCCCCUCCACGUGCCCUGAACCCUUUACCCAGCUCAUGUCAGAGUGCUGGGACCAGGACCCCCAUCGCAGACCCAACUUUGGCUCCAUCCUGGCCCAGCUGACGGCGCUGGAGCAGCAGGUGACGGAGGAGAUGCCGCAGGACUCCUUCCACUCCCUGCAGGAGGACUGGAAGCUGGAGAUUCAAGACAUGUUUGAUGAGCUGCGAGCCAAAGAAAAGGAGCUGCGCUGCCGUGAGGAGGAGCUAAAGCGGGCGGCAUUGGAGCAGAAGUCCCACGAGGAGUUCCUGCGCCAGCGUGAGCAGCAGCUGGCCCAGUGGGAGCAGGACGUGUUUGAGCGCGAACUCAGCCUCCUCAUCCUGCACCUCAACCAGAACCAGAAUCAGGAGAAGCCCAAUGUCAAGAAGCGCAAGGGCACCUUCAAGAAGCACAAGCUCAAGUCCAAGAACGGGGAGAAGAUCAGCAUGCCUCAAGAUUUCAUUCACAAGAUCACAGUGCAGGCAUCACCAGGACUGGAAAAGAGGCGGAACUCACCCGAUUUGGGCUCAAGCUCCUCGCCCUCCUUUGGCCCGCGUUUCCGUGCAAUACAACUUAGUCCCAGUGACAGCAGCAGGACGUUUAGUCUUAGCCCCGUGUGGCCACUCGAGGCCCCAUCCCAUAAGCAGGCCAACGGGGACCUGAGGUUGAGCCCCCACUGGAGGCCCCAAAGCCCCAAAAGCCCCAAGAGCCCCAAGGUUUUGCGCCUGAGUCCUCAGGAGAGCAGUCUGUCCAUGAGAGCCAAGCUGCUGGUGUCCGACAGCAACGAGAACGGAGAAUUCAAGGACGACUUUGAGGAGUACAGACCCUCCACGCCGACCUCUCCCCCGGCCCACAACGGCUCCUCAGUGAAGGACAGUCUGAGGCUCCCUCUUCCACAAGGAGACUCAGGCAGUGACGAAGGGGGGUCCUCUCCAGCUGGCUCUCCCGAUCGGGGUCCUCUCAGCCUGAUUAAGAGCACACACCGGGCACUGCUCGGCAGCGGCUCUCUCUUAGCCUCCAUUGGCUUGGGUCGCUGCUUGGACGUCUCCCCAAAAGUGCCCCCUCGAACUAAUCCUUCCUCCCUCGAGGAAUGUGCACCCUUUGACGUGGACAGCUCGCCCGCCAAGCCCCUCAUUCUUGAACCCCCCGUCGUGGACGACCUCAUCACCUUCUCCCCCUCUGAGUCGCUUCCCAAACCGCUUCUGGAUUUAGCCCUGCGGUGCCAAGAAUUGAAGCCACUGCCACCGCCUAACCUCCGCGAGAGGAGCGAGCCCAGGAUGCAGCAGGUGCCCCCCAGCCCUCAGGAUGGCGCUGGGGACGCGAGCCCCGUGGAGCAGAACUCCAGCCUCCAAUCCAGCAAUGGAGAUGUCACAUGCAAUGUUUUGGAGCACAGAGGUGACCGGAGGAGGAGGUCCAGUCAAGGCCUGCAUGGCUCUCAACUUGUUCUGGAUCUGCCCCUGUGCCAAGAAACACAGGACGAAAAAAACCCUACGCCCUACUCUCUCCACCCUAACCCUGCCCUCUGGAGCCCCAAAACCCGUCGUCUGGAGGUAAGCGUUAUCCCGCGCCCUCGUCCCUCGCCCAUGCGGCAGCGCAUUGACCCAUGGAGCUUCAUCUCGGCUGGCGGCGGGGGUUCCACUGUCAACCAAUUGGACAGCGCCCUUCUAGGGUACCAGCCCUCCCCGACUAACCCAUUCACCAACUGCCAUCCCUUUCCCUCGCCGGACUGCGACCCCUUCGCCCUUCGCGCCGACCCCUCUGGUGCUUUGGACAGGGCGUCGCUCUUCGACCCCUUCUCUACGCCUUUUCCCACCUCCCGCUCGGCACCGUGCUCCACUAACGGCUCGCCCACACUACCAUCGUUCCGCAUCGCGCCGCUAAACCCGGCCGACUCGCCGCUCAUCGACCUGGGCUGGGCGGUGUGCAGCAAGCCUCUGGAUGGAACCAAAGAGAGAGCCCACCCUCGAAGGACCCUGGGGCUCAAACCCUUCAAGUCCCCGACGCAGCUUAGAGACGAUAGGUUCUAGAGUCCACAAGGAUCCUCGUAUCUAAGGUCCCCGACAUUUUCCUUCAGCCAUCCCACCCGCCUGCUGCUUUGGAAUGUUCAAACGUUCCAUAGGUCGGCGGCAUAGCUGGCUGUAAAGAAAUAGCUAAUUUUUUGCGUUUCGUUUGGAAACCCAUCAGUCUUCCCGUCUGCUCCCGUCUCUACAACGCAGAGACUGAUCAGGCCACUCCCCCCUACCGCUGUGCUGGCUCAAAGCAAUCAGGACAUUUUGGAGUGCCUUGUUUUGUCAAGUGUUCGUUUUCAUCGACGUGGAAAACGCUCGGAAUUGUUCUCCAAAACAGGAAACAUGUCGAGCUUCAGCCUGCUGCCUUGUGGGAAUGAACACACCCGCCACAAAGAACAGAAAGAGAUAACAUUCCCACACAACGCCCAUUGGACAUUGAGUGCGACAUCAGCGCCUGAAGAGGUGAAAUCUCGCUUCUUACGCCAAAGAGAGCCGCUUUGACAAUGUCAAGUCUUAAAUUAGUCAACAUACAAUAUGUUAAUUAAAUUAGCAUUAAUAUGCACCACUAGGGAUGGGCAUUUAACUAAUAACCUUUUCAAUCCGCACAGGCUUGUCUGUCACUCAAAAUCCAGAAACGCAAUUAACACACGUAACUGUGUCGCUAAAACUCACUGAAUAAUUAGCAUUGAUAUCGAAAUUGAUUUUGAUACCAUCAUCAUCCAUGUUGACUGUAGAUGGAGGAAAAAAGAUUGAUUUAUUUUGGCUGUGUAAUUUUGUAGCAAAAUGACUUGGUUUUAGUUUAAAGAGGAAUAUUCCUUAUCUAACCCUAAUCAUAGUUAGCUGUGCAAGGUAGUCCACUCCAAUUGCUUUCAGGUGUGAUUAAUCAAUUCCACUGGAUUAGUUCAACGUGGGCUAGUGAGUUAUCUGGUUUUGUAAGCACAGAAUCCAUGUUUUCCAUUCUGGAAGAAAAUAACAUUUGGACAUUGAGGGUGAUGAUCCACAUUAUUACGCUAAAGAGAUCUGUGGUGACAAUGUAGGUCUUAAAUCAUAUGUUCAUACAAACACACUUGCCGCCAUUUUGUUUUGGGGAACGUUGGAGAAUUUUGUCACAUGACCAGCUAUGGCCAAACUAAUUAUGUAGUUAGCCAGUAAGCUUAGCAUUAAAAGGAUCAGCCUUUUCGGCAUUCAAUGAAAUGUCCUCAAUCAACUUAAAGCUGCUGCAUGUCACCGAUUCAAAAAUAAUGAAUAAAAUACUAUAACAUUUAUACUAAAGUCACCACCAACUGCAAGCUUAUGUUACUAAUGGCGGUUUAAGAGAACACAUUUAACAAAAAACUAUUUCUGUAUUUGUCACAAUUAGAAGUUAAACGAGCUGCACAUUCAAAGAAGGGAUCUGAGAAAAGGAAAGAUUUUCAAAAUGAGUGCUAUGGUGGUUAUUACAUUCCUGUGGGUCACUUUUCCAAACACUGCUUUUUAGGGCUGUGAAUCUUUGGGCACCACACAAUUCGAUUCGAUUCUUGGGGGUAUAUCGAUUCGAUUCAGAAUGGAUUCUCGAUUCAAAACAAUUCUCAAUUCCAAAUGUAUACUUUUUAAAUAAUAUUGGAUGCCAGUUCUGUGAUUAGCUACGUUCCUCCAUAAAAUAGAUAAACAGCUCUGAUCAAUUUCUUAAAAGAAAACUGGUUUUGUUUAAUAAAAUACUUCCCAAACAUUGAAAAAAAUUAAAUACAAAUAAGGCAACAAGAGAAGUAUCCAACACUUCUCUUUUCUAAAGUAAAUCUGUACAGCAGAUAUGAUCAUCUACAUCAACAAUAUGAUUUGCCCGAGUAGACUGAUUGGGGGAAAAAAAGUUGAAAUCAAAUUUUUAAUCGAUUAAGAAUCGAGAUUAAUCUGAAAAUCUAAUUUUUUUUGGACACCACUGCUGCUUUUGUAACAAACCCGUGUGUUUUCAAAUAAUCGGAUAUAAUGCUUGCAGCUGGUUUGAAUACUUUUUUGGGACUUACAGCAGCUUUAAGGGGAAUAAAACAACCAAUUAUUCAAGAAAUAGUGUUUUUUAGAUGACAAAUAAUUAGUUUUGACUUACUAUUUUCCAGAAUAAUACUUUUUAACAGUUAGUUCAGACUGUGCCAACACUAGCAGUGCUUCAAGAUGCCACGAGUCAAGAGGGGCAUCUAAUGGAUGUGUACUGUAUGCCCAUCCCUAGUUCAAUGUGAUGCCGCUUCGUGCGCCGCGUUUUUAAGCAUAAUGAUGCAGCUCAAGCAGCUGAAAGAGACCCACGAAAUAAACAAUAGGAAUGGUGGACACAUUUGUGUAAUUGGAGGAUAGAGGAGAGAUUAGUUUUAAUGAAGGGUGAAAAAAUGGAGGACUUUGUGAUGACCGUAAUAAUCCCGCCUGGCCAGGAUAGCAAGAUUCAGUUUUGCCAUACUUUCAUUUGAAUUCAGUGUAUGCUUGCUGUCGCAGUGAGUCCAGUACAAUUUUGUACACUAAACUCUUUCGACGAGCCAACCCUCACAUCUGUUAGGUGCGCACGUGGGUUAGGGUUUCAUACUUGGGUUUUAAAUAACGAUGGCCGAUAACAGAUGUUUCGAUUCCAUACAAUACCGAUUUCUUGCUGUGAUUUUUUUAAUUUAUUUAUUUAUCCUCCCCAGAACAUAAGUUAAAAUAGCCAUUUAACAACUCCCAUUGUGUAUUUUUCAUCAAUUAUAAUCAGAACAUAUGACAUACUGUUUACCUAAAUAGUUCAGUUAGCAUUAAAUACAUUGCUGCUGUGCGAGAUGUUCUCAUCACAUAAGUUGCACCUUGUUGUUUUUUCUGUUGGAGUAAAGUAGGUUCACGCCACACUCCUUUUGAGCAAAGACAUUGUUGUUCAACUUGAUCUAUUCACUACAACACAUGUUGCUGCUGACAUGAAGGAUCCGUUCAAAGGUCUGUAUUUGUGAUGUGAAAGUGACACACUACUAUUAAUACUUUGGAGAGUAAUUAAUAUACAACCGAUACUUACCAAUGUAUCGAUACUCCCAUAACUACCGGUAGUUGUCAACUAGGGCUUCCUAGAUGGCUGUACGACGUUUAGUUCCUGGGUCAUGGAAGUUGGUAUGAAGAUGAAACCAAGCUCGACUUAAAUAAACCUAGAGUAUAACGUAGGAAAGUGGGCCUAGCUUUGGAAAAAUAAUGAUUAUUGUUGUGUCAAGACUAGCGUUGAGUUUAGUGACUUUAAAUUGUCUGGAGGACAAGCUGUAAGACCUUCAGUUCCUAUGUUAUUCAGUCCCAAGUGUGUGGAUGUUAGGAAGCUAGUAUGAAUAUGAAACUCAACUCGUCCUGUUUGAGGUGGUGUUUAAUCUUUCCUUUGACAAAAUGUUGGGCAAGGCAGUGAAGUCCUUAGUAACCAUGUGUAUGGAAUGUUCAGCAGAGAAUAGUGGAAGUAGGACGGAGCACACCAUGGAUGUGGAAGACAUCUGUUGGAAUGUUGGUUGUGCAGCGAGUUAAUGAAAGGAUGACUUAGUGAAGGUGUUGACUUGCUUUAAAGGGGAAAUAUUAAUAGUAAUAGAUUCAUACCAGCAACCAGUGGCGACCAGUUUUGAUCGUUCGAAUAAAGAAAUGGAUCCAGAUCUAGCACAUGGGAAUAGUCGGUCAUAUUAGGAAAAAAAUAAGCUAACAGAAUCCUCACAUCCCAAAACCUGGAAGGCCCAACAAGACUAACAGUUGCAGCUUAUGUAAAAGAUGCAGAUAGUAAUUUCUAAUUCUUAGCACGUUUAGGUUAACGUUUGCUCGCCUCCUCUCCUUCAGCACCAAAAUCCAAACUGAUGCUAUUAGGAAAUUAAAAUGGGAAGAUUGUUGCCAGUUCUACAGGGUGUCCCUAAGGUCUGGCCAUACAUUAUACAAAUGUUUGAAUUCAUUCAUAAUUAAAGGGGCGGUUUGCAACCUUUACGCGACAGCCGAGAGGGCGCUAACUUUCCAAAGUUAGCAAGUAAUGACGUAAACUACACUCUAGGGCUGUGAAUCUUUGGGCACCACACCAUUUGAUUCGAUUCGAUUCUUACUGGCACAAUUUGAUUCAGAAUCGAUUCUCAAUUCAAAGGAUUCUCUAUUCAAAAUCUAUACUUUUUAAUACAAUUGGAUACCAGUUCUAUGAUUAACUACAAUCUUCCUUUAAGAUUAUACUUAAAAUAAAACUGGUUUUGUGGAAUAAAAUUCUGCCCAAACAUUUAAUAAAGUCAAAUACAAGUAAGAAGUAUCCAACACUUCUUAUGAUCAUCUACAUCAACAGUAUGAUGUGCCUGAGUGACUGGACAGGACAGAUUGAAAAAAACAAAAACAUUUACUUUUGAUUUUUUUGAAUCGAUUAAGAAAUGUUAUAAAUAAGAAUCGCGAUUCAUUCGAAAAUCGAAAUUCAUUCGAAAAUGUUUUUGACACUCCUACUACACACACAUUAGACUAGUGUGUUGUGAGCAAUUAAGAGCGAUUUAACAAAGUUAAUCUACUAACGCUAACUAUCACUGAAUGUUUAUUCCAUCAACAAAAACAACUUGACUGCAAAUUGUUAGUUGCUUCUCCUUGUGUGUUUGUGCACGUGCUCCCUGCCUGUGACAGCCAUUAAUGCCAGCUUAAUUUAUAUAAAAUAUGACUAUUUGUGACAUUUAGAAAAUUACAUAUUUUCAGUUAAACUGCAAAUGUUAACAUCAGCUAGCCGGUGGUAUUCUUGUUAUGUAUUUUUUUGUUAGAAAAAAAGUUUACUUUGUGCAAACAGCUCCUUAAAUGAAAUUUAAAAAACAUAGGAAAGUUAUUUUAAAAAUGACACUUUAAUAUUAUUAAACAUGUAUGAAAAAUUAUAAAUGUCCUUUAAAAAAAGAAAUUAAUACAUUACCUAUUUUUGUGCUACAUAAUAAAGGGGAAAAUGUGAAUAUUUUUUGGGGGGGAUCAUUGUAUAAUACAUGCAAAUGUUUGCCUAUGUGUCCUGAUUUUAGGGAUACCCUGUUUUGGUUUUUUGUUUUCUAAUUAAUUGCUAGGCGUGUUUAAGAGUAGCAGGUCUCUUUCAGGUGCUUGUUAGAAGUAGUUUACAAAUCCUCUACGGGUCCAAAUGUGCUCUCCCAGCUUUGUAGUACUUCAUUCUUGCUUCUGCCUGUGAGCCAGCAAAGGACCUAUA
Molecule: messenger RNA, 9090 nt
Organism: Entelurus aequoreus (snake pipefish)
Lineage: Eukaryota; Metazoa; Chordata; Actinopteri; Syngnathiformes; Syngnathidae
Product: mitogen-activated protein kinase kinase kinase 11
Exons: 10
Coding region: 897-3968 (1023 amino acids)
Biological process (GO): microtubule-based process; positive regulation of apoptotic process; protein phosphorylation
Cellular component (GO): centrosome
Molecular function (GO): JUN kinase kinase kinase activity; protein binding; ATP binding
Source: RefSeq, a predicted model, not a curated record